UUAGUCGACGAAUUGGUCGAUAGUAUAACUACGAUCCGCACGAACACGCUCUUCUCAGACGACUACCACAAAUCAUGCCAUACACGAACUCGUACACACCGCCUCCGCUUCCGCCGCCAAUUCCAGACUCUGAGCUGCUCGGUCCUGAGCCCUAUGACCUCAACUGGGUCUUUCCUAUCUACCCAGAAAGCCUCGAAAACGAGCGUGUGAAGCUCGUGCCGCUUAUUCCACGUGAGCACGGAGAGCAAUUCUACUCCGAGACUACAAAGGACCCACUCUUUUUUCGCUACUACUCCAUCGUGUGGCACAACUUGCGAGAAUGGCUUACAUGGGCCGAAUGCUACAUGCGACGCAACCCCGCGAACAUCUUAUUCGCUAUCAUCGACAAGACCCGACCGGACGAUAGCCACCCGCACUGGGGCGGUCGCCUCGCAGGCGCGCUCGGGUUCCUUGACGCGAACGCAAAGGAGCUCAGCGCGGAGAUCGCUUACGUCGCUAUUCUACCCGCUUUCCGGCGCACGCAUGUCGCGAGCAACGCCAUCGGCAUCCUCAUGCGCUACUGCCUCGAGCUCCCGACCGCGAGUCCACCCGGACUUGGCCUCCGCCGCGUGCUGUGGCGUGCGCACCACGAGAAUCUGCCGAGUGCGCGCCUUGCGGAGCGGAUGGGCUUCAAGCGAGAGGGGCUGUUACGUUGGAUGUGGACUGUCGCUGAGGAGCGUGCGCUGGACGGAAUUAAGCCGCGUGAGGGAGACAGCCGGCCAAAGAACUAUGGGCGGCACACAAUCAUGCUGGCAACGUGCUGGGACGAUUGGGAAGGCGGGGUCAGAGAGAUUGUACAGAAGCAGAUGGCUAGGCAGGCGUGAAGGAGACUAAGCAUGUUUGCGAGGAGAUAAACUCGCGCGACAUAACGGGCAGGCCUUCUCGCUCUCGUCUGUAUUCCGCACGAAUCAAGUUGAUCUGAUCAUUCAUCUCAAAACACUGUGGUGCCUGCUAAACUUAUGCCCUGACGACAAGCCAGGGACGACACGCAAACUUCUUUCAACACCGUCCACGCCGACGUGGCU
Molecule: messenger RNA, 1064 nt
Organism: Phanerochaete carnosa HHB-10118-sp
Lineage: Eukaryota; Fungi; Basidiomycota; Agaricomycetes; Polyporales; Phanerochaetaceae
Exons: 1
Coding region: 75-863 (262 amino acids)
Molecular function (GO): protein N-terminal-serine acetyltransferase activity; protein-N-terminal-alanine acetyltransferase activity
Source: RefSeq, a predicted model, not a curated record